Molecule: messenger RNA, 1965 nt
Organism: Pedinophyceae sp. YPF-701
Lineage: Eukaryota; Viridiplantae; Chlorophyta; Pedinophyceae
Source: the annotation of a GenBank genome assembly
AUGCUUCCAUCAGUGCUGACAAUAGCGUCACUGGUCGUGCCGGCGGCCGGGGCUGCGAUCGUGGGCGGCGUGCGCGACGCGCGAAAGACUAAGCGGGCGCUUAAGGAUGUAGAGGAUACGACGGGGCAAGGCGACAUCCUCGAGCCGCACAGGCCGCACCGAAUCCACAUCGUCUUCACGGGCAUCUCCUGCACAAUCACGAGCGCGAAGAGAGGGAAGAAGACGAUCCUGCAGGAGGCGUCCGGAGAGGCGGCACCUGGGCGGUUGCUCGCCAUCAUGGGGCCUUCAGGCAGCGGAAAGACCACCCUGCUGAACGCCCUGGCGGGCCAGGUGCCCUUCACCAAGGGCAUGAAGCUCGUGGGCGAGGUCACCGUCAACGGCACGCCCCUGCAGGACGCGCACCACCGCGUUGGGUACGUGCAACAGGAGGAUAUCUUCUUCUCGCAGCUGACGGUCCGGGAGACGCUGACGAUGGCCGCCAAGCUGCAGUUCCCGUCGAGCGCAAACGAGGGCGACAUCGACAAGUACGUCCAGCACAUCGCCGGCACGCUCGGCCUCAGCAAAUCGAUGGAUACAAUCGUUGGCGACCAGAAGAAACGCGGGCUCUCAGGUGGCGAGAAGAAGCGGCUGAGCAUCGGAUGCGCGCUCGUGGGGUCGCCCUCGGUGCUCUUCCUGGACGAACCGACCACGGGCCUCGAUUCGUUCCAGGCAGAGAAGGUCAUGGGGGUGUUAAAGAGCCUGGCGGACCAGGGGCACACCGUCGUGUGCGUCGUGCACCAGCCGCGGUCCUCCAUCUGGGCCAUGUUCGACGACCUCAUUCUGCUGUCCGAGGGCAAGUGCGCGUACUCGGGCCCGGCAGACCAGGCCCCGCGGUUCUUCGCCGACGUGGGCUAUCCUUGCCCUCCCAACUACAACCCCGCCGAGCACCUCAUUGAUACCGUAUCCAUCGACUACAGCAAGCAGGACUCCGAGGAGGUCACCCGGCGGCGGCUCGAGCAGAUCCUCGCGGACGGAAGAGAAUGGAACCUCCGGCGGACGAUCCCGGCCCCGCGGGGCACGGACGCGUCCGUGUACGCCCCGGCGAUGGAGCGUCCGCGCUCUGGCUUCCUGCGCCAGCUUCGCCUGCUGCUGGUGCGCGCCUGGCGCCAGAGCGCGCGCGACUCCGCCACCAACGCGGCCCGCCUCGGAUCCUCGAUCGCCUCCGCACUCAUCUUCGGCUCCAUCUACCAGGGGCUCGGCCUGAGUCAAGCCAGCAUCCAGAACCGCCAGGGCCUGCUCCAGGUCGCGGCCGUCAACACGGCGAUGAGCAGCCUCGUCAAGACGCUCAACGUCUUCCCGCGCGAGCGCGUCAUCGUGACCCGCGAGCGCAGCAAGCGUGCCUACGCCGUCGCGCCCUACUUCCUCUCGAAGGUCGCCGCGGAGCUGCCCGUCGGCGCGCUCUUCCCGCUCGCCUUCGGGGCCGUCGUGUACCCGCUCUGCGGCCUCAACAGGUCCUGGAAACGCCUCCUCGGCUUCAUGGGGCUCGUCACGGUGGAAUCGUUUGCGUCCGCGUCGCUUGGCCUCGCCGUAGGGUCGGUGGCUCCGAGCGCGGACGCGGCGCUCGCGCUCGGGCCGAUCGUCAUGGUGAUCUUCAUCGUGUUCGGGGGGCUGUACGUCCAGGAGAAGACGGUCCCGCGGCCGCUGCGGUGGAUCCCGAAGGUUUCGUUGAUCAAGAACGGGUUUCAGGGUCUUUGCGUCAACGAAUUCCAGGGUCUGAAGUUCGAGCCGAGCGAGAAGGGCGGCAGCGGCGACGUCGCGACGGGCGAGGAGGCGCUCGACCGCCUCGGGUUCGGGGGCAAGUCGGCCGUGGGUUCAGCAUUGGCCAACGGCAGGGUCAUUCUCUUCAACUACGUGGUGACGUUCCUGGUGCUGCGGUCGCGGUCGCCGAAGUUCCAGCCGAUGGAGGACCUCGACGGCGAGCCGUGA